This is a messenger RNA of Microthlaspi erraticum, 1350 nucleotides long. The record is from the annotation of a GenBank genome assembly. Lineage: Eukaryota; Viridiplantae; Streptophyta; Magnoliopsida; Brassicales; Brassicaceae.
AUGGGUGUCGUAAUUGAGAGCUUUGUUUGGGAACCAAGCUCAAGUUUCUUCGUCUUCUUCUUCAUUUCCACAUUUCUGUCGAUAUCUCUGUUUCCCUACUUCGCCAAAAACAGAACUUUCACUACCUUUGAUCAUACCAUUUCCUCUUCUUUCGCUCGCUUCCAGAGAUGGUUUCUAGCUAUCUACACUCUCUCUUCAGUGAUGGAAGGUUUAUGGUUUGUGUAUGGAGAAUUGGAGUUGGCUUCUUAUGGAUUAAGUAAAGAAUCGAUUGUGUUUUAUCUAUGUGUUGGAUACUCGACCUCUCUUAUUCUGGGUCCUUUGCUUGGUGUGCUCUCUGAUCUCAUAGGUCAGAAGAGAAUUUGCCUACUCUAUUGCUUCUUGCAUUUCAUUGUUGGUGUGUGGAAGAGGAUUACGAUGAGUCCUAGUGCUUGGUUUGCUAAUGUUUGCUUGUCACUCGCUGGACUCGUGUAUUCAUUUGGGUUUGAGACUUGGCUUGUUGUGGAACAUGAAAAGCAAAGUCAGAGGAAUGAUUCGUUAAACGAGACGUUCUGGUUGAUGACUUUUCUCGAGUCUGCGUCUUUGAUUGGAAGUCAAGUUCUUGCGAAUUGGUUUGUGGAUGUAAAUGUUCAGCGUGGGAUUGCGUUGUCUGCUACGGCGUCUGUGUUCUUGUCUGUUGUCGCCAUGAUUUGUACCAACCGGACGGUGAAAGAGUCUUUGAAGACGCUGUCGCUUAAAGAUUAUUCAGCAGCUUUCUAUGCGUAUGUUCUUGGUGAUAAAAGAAUAUGGUUUCUAGGAACUUCACAAGCCUGUCUCCAGUUUUCCACUGCAGUCUUUUGGAUUCUUUGGGCUCCAAUGAUAGUGGCGGAUGGGAGAGAAGUGAACUUGGGAUUGAUAUAUCCAUGUUUCUUGGGAUCAAGAAUGCUUGGGAGCACAGUAUUCCCAUGGCUUAUGAGUGGACAAUCAUUGCUCCGUGUCGAAGAUUGCUUAGUCUACAUCUACGCUAUACUUGGUGUUGUCUUCUCUAUAAUAGCCUAUGAUUAUCAGGAAAUCCGAAUCUUGGUCAUACUUUUCUGCUUAUUCCAUGGCUGUUCUGGAUUGAUCCUGCCUUUGCUUGCAAGAUUAAGAACAAUGUAUGUACCAAAUGAAUUGCGUGGAGGGAUGAUAAGCAUCUCUCAAGUCCCAGCUAAUGCAGCUAUCUUGUUUUGCUUAAUACAGAGAGGGUACUCCAACAAGAUCGAGAAUUCAACGAUGAUGGCUCUUGCUGCAGUUUCGUUAUUCACUGCAUCUGGUUGUAUAUAUUUACUGAGACGAUGGGGAAAGUCACCACACCAUGACUGGCACAAACUAUGA